Molecule: messenger RNA, 735 nt
Organism: Leptosia nina
Lineage: Eukaryota; Metazoa; Arthropoda; Insecta; Lepidoptera; Pieridae
Source: the annotation of a GenBank genome assembly
AUGAAACAAAGGACACGUCUUCUACAAAACGGCGAUGAUAUUUUAACCAAUAUGAACAUGGAGAACGACAUUCAUUUCAAUGGACACAUACAGCUACACAGAAUAAAGCCACAGGAUCAUUUCAUUGAAGCACAAGUUCAGGAGGGAGACACUCUACAAGCGAUUGCUCUUCGAUUUCAUUGUUCUAUUUCAGAAUUAAAAAGAAUCAAUCAAAUACACAAAGAUAAUGAAAUAUAUGCAAGGAGAACAAUUAAGGUCCCCGUUACGCCAUAUUCUGUUCUUACUGAAUUAAUACCAACUAUAAAACCAGAAGUUCCAAAACCAUCAACAUCUAUACAUGCUCCCACUACAUUGACUAUGGAGAAUUUAAUGGAAAAUCCUGUACAAAAUAAAAUUGUUCAGAAGGUAGACAAUGAAGUGAAGGAUGAUUUUGAGAUAGAUUGCAAUGCUGUUGUAUUGAACAGUACGCUUGCACCUUCUGUGAUUCCAUAUACAGAUACUGAACCAAAUGAAACAGUGUCUGAAGACACACAGCUGUUACCAAAUAAAGAUAGGGUAUCCGUCGAGGCUGUGGUAGUUAAGCAAUUGACAUCACAAGGAGCCGAUUUUGGCCUAAAAUGGUUCCACCUUGUGUGUUUUGUACUAGUUCUGGGUGUGAUUGCACCUAUAGUAUAUGUGCUGUUCUAUUUAGACAAACAUGAACAUUCAGAUAUACCACCGUUACAUCCUACAUGA